AUGGCCAAGCGGCGCGCGGAGCCGCUGAUGUGUCACGUGCCCGUGAAGCGGCUGCUGCGCGAGCCGGCGCUGCCCCGCGCGGGCGAGCGGCGGCCCCGGGCAGAGCCGGGCUGCGCGGGCCCCGCUGCGCCCAAGCGCCCGCUGGAGGAGGCGGAGGCGCCGCCGGGAAAGCGGCUCGGGCCCGGCGCCCCCCGUGCGCUGCCGGGGGACGCGGGCGGCGGGCGGCGGCGGCGCGGAGAGGGGGCAGCCGCCGCCGAGCAAGAAGAAGAAUUCUGUGAAUAUAACUCAUUCCUGUACUGGAGAGCACCACUGCCUGCUAUUGAUUUGUCUGAUAUUCAGAACCUAGAUGAAGAGACUCCACUGGGCGCAAAAACUGCUGCAAGGACUGAUAUCACAGAGACUGAAAUGGAAACCUGAUCAGUUGUUUCAUUGCUGUCCCCAGGAAUCUUGUUUCCAUUGAGAUUCAGGUUUUGUUCCUUGGGUGAAUAAUGAGUAUGCUUAUGCCGUCUUGGAGAAACUGUUGUGACAGUCUUUAAAUGCAAAUCUGAGUUGCCUUAGUGGAUGGGAUAAAUGGUAUUGGAUACUUAACAGUGGGCUGUCUGAAGAUGUGCAGUAAGGAGGAGCCAACAGUGUCUAAAAAGAAUACUUGAAAACACAGAGGCAGACUGAAAGAAUAAUACAGAAAAUUAGAACUUUGGGAUGCAAUUAAAAGUAAUGGGGAUAUGUUAUGUGUUGAUAGAAAAUGCAAAAUAAUUUUAUCCUUGACAAAAAAAGUGUGGUACCUGAAAGUGAAAUAUGUGUUGUUUUUUUUUUUAAUGUGUCUUUUUUUCUGUAUAAUAGCUAAACCAAAAUAUAAGAGUCCAUCAAAACUGGACAAAACAUUCCCUUUUCUAUGCAAACCAAAAACCAAGUGUGACAGAAGGGGAAGGAAAAGGGAUUACUUUCUGCUGAAAGCUGCUGCUGUGUUCAUAUUCUCAUUGUGAAAAAGUAUUUUCACCUUCUCUUUUUCACAUUAUGCACAGCAGUGGGCACCCAGUUUUCAAUGUUUUUGGUUCAUUCUAAAGUUAUUGUUAUUCUUAGUCUUUGUGACAUUGCUCUGAACCAGUUGUCAGCAUCUGAAUAACACGUUUUGGCAAAUGUGUCAAGGCAAGUUAGUGCAAUAUAAAAUGACCGCACACUCUUUCAAACUUCAGUGAAUGAGGUGUAGUUUUUGCAGAGACUGUGAAUCUUGGAGAAAGUUUUUGCAGAAGUUCAUUCAAAUAGUGGUUUUUUGCUGUGAAAUAUGAACUUAAUGUUUGUGAUUUUCAAUUUAUUUACAAAUUGAAGUACAAUUAGAAAGACAUGUUUUUAAUAAUAGACUGAAGUUGUAUGGGAAGACUUAGAUUUUGCAAAUACUAAGGAUAGAAGACAUUGUAUUUUUUCUGUAAUCAUUAUGCAAAAAGCAACUUUUGAAUUUUAUUUUUUUCUAAUGAUGUGCUUGCUAAAGGACAAUAAAGUUUUGCUUGUGUGUAUACGAUAA
Messenger RNA from Sturnus vulgaris (Common starling), 1519 nucleotides. It is a transcript of the gene CZH9orf40, whose product is annotated as chromosome Z C9orf40 homolog. The record is from RefSeq and is a predicted model, not a curated record. Lineage: Eukaryota; Metazoa; Chordata; Aves; Passeriformes; Sturnidae.